UUAGAACGAGCCCAUCUUAACGAGGAAAGCUCACAUCUACAAAGAGGCGCUGACCCAUUUUGCUCUGCUGCCUGUGCUGUUCUGGCCAUAAAUCAAGAUCGGGGCUCCAACAAUGACCUGCUCCACUUUCCACUGCCGGGUCCACUCCUUCAGUCCACACCAGUUCACCAAUUCCGACACAUAUUCGCAUCAGUGGGUCUGGUCUCAAGACUAACUCAAGGGUAUCUUUAACGGUCUUUCUCUCAGUGUCUCUCCCACCCUUCUCCCCCUUUUUUGUGCAGCCCAUGAAAGGCUUUUUACUCCAAAUGAAGCACAGUCACCCCAACUACUUGGAGCCAAGCAAACACCAGAGGCCAGAUCCUGCGAGGGGAUUCACCUCCUCGCAAUUCUGUCUUCUGUCUUCACACAGAAACACACACACACAUUUUAGGAGGCUAUUGGAGAGCCACAAUGAAGCCUAAACUUUCAGUGGAGCGGAAUUUUAACAGUGUCUCCAUUUAUGGGAGAGUUGCUGGUGCUGAGCCUGGAUUCAAGCGUUUGGUUGGAUUUUACUUUUGAUCUCACAGUUGGAUAAAGUUUAAGGACAGGAUGAUGCUUGAGAUACAAAACACUGAGGAUGGUGGCAGUGGAGGUUGUGCCCUCGUGGACACGCUGGGCACUGAAGAGAUGGAGUGUAAGAUCUGCUACUGUGCCUACAACCUGGGGAGUCGAAGGCCAAAGGUGCUCGAGUGCUGCCACCGUCUCUGCGCCAAGUGUCUCAUUAAGAUCCUGGACUUGGGUGAGUCGCCUCCCAAUGCCUUGGUGUGUCCGUUCUGUCGCUAUCUCACCAGACUCCCGGGCGAGGCUGUGAGCAGCCUGCCUGAUGACUGCAACCUGGUGACAACACUGGCCCUCCAAAGUAGGAAUCAUAGAAACCUUCAGUUCCACCAGGAGGCAACUACUGAGCUACUCCUCAGCCCCACGCGCCUCAGCUCGCUAAUGAGUAGCAACUCACCUGUUAUAUCUCCUUCCUCCUCCGCGUCUUCCUCCACGCCCUACUCCACCAUCCGGAGCUCACCUAAUUUUGUUGUCAUCACUAUCAUGGAGCCUCCGCCAGCAUCUCUAUCCACCCAAGACCUCCAUCCCUACCAUCAGCAGACACAUGGCUCUUACUCAUCAAACCAGGACUACCGCUCAUCCAGUCUGGACUCUAUGGCAUCCAUCGCUCAGAGGUGGACGAUGUGGAACUGUGCAGCCCUCCUGUGCCAGACUUCAGCCCGGGCACUGGUAUGGGUCCUGGGGCUCUUGUAUUUUAGCUCCUUGCCAAUGGGGGUUUACCUGCUCAUAAUGCAGAGGACAACACUUGGGGUGCUUCUGGUGAGCCUGGUUCCUGCCAGCCUCAUCAUGAUCAUGGUCUAUGGGUUCUGCCAGUGUAUCUGCCAUGAAUUCUGGGACUGCUUACCACCAUAAUGAGACCAAAUGAAUUGGCCAUGCUUUGCUUUGAACAUGCUUGACAAUAGAUCUCCAGAAGCUCCUUCACUAAUGGGGAUGUUACUGUGUAACUAACCAUGUGAACAGUUACUUGAAUAGUGAAAAAAUAUUAUUUACAUUGCAGUUUGGAGCCUUUUCUUUAUUAUACAUGUUAAUUUCUGCAGUUUUUAGGUUGGUAGUUUGCUUAUUCAGCUCAAAAUAUGAGACAACUCAAACUAAAGCACUACUUCUGGAGGAAUCUGUUUAAUGUAAUGCAAAAUGAUGUUGUAGUUAGAAAUCUGAAGGAAGACUGUUCUCAUCUCCAGGGUCCCACACUGGUGUGGCUCAUUUACAUGCAAGGUGACGACUCUGUGCCCUGACAGACCUGGUUAGGUAUUAACCAGCCAGCUUAGUGGCUGUCCCUCACAAACAGAAGAACUUUGAACUGCAGGUGGAUGGAGCACUGUGGUCACAGUCAGAGCUGUGUGCCUGUGAUGGCCAUAUUAGGGACAUCCUGACAUCAUAUAGAGCCAAGAUUAGAAAACUGGCAGAAACCGAGCAUUUAGAUCAUUUAAAGCCUGAAAUGUUUGAUUCACUGGCAUUACUUGUGCAUAUAACACCAUUAUUUGAAACUUUGGAUAUGUUUAACAUAAUCAUCUACCUUUGUAACAGUUUAUAUCUGACA
Archocentrus centrarchus (flier cichlid) is the source of this 2134-nucleotide messenger RNA. It is a transcript of the gene rnf182, whose product is annotated as ring finger protein 182. Gene Ontology annotation, molecular function: ubiquitin-protein transferase activity. Gene Ontology annotation, cellular component: cytoplasm. The coding region runs from base 589 to 1449 and encodes 286 amino acids. NCBI's taxonomy places the organism in Eukaryota, Metazoa, Chordata, Actinopteri, Cichliformes, Cichlidae. The transcript is spliced from 2 exons. The record is from RefSeq and is a predicted model, not a curated record. Gene Ontology annotation, biological process: protein ubiquitination.